AUGAAAUCUUACGAACUGCUGAAAAGAUGUAGUCCUUCUUCACCUCACGAUUACUAUCAAAUGUUCUCUUCUCUUCUCUAUUUUUUCUCUGAUCAAUUUCAAAUUCAUUUGAAAACUCUCCUCAUAGUACUAAUCUUACAACUUGUUCUAUGCACGAAAUUGAAUACCAACGAAGAAUUAUUAGAACAAACUCGUGCUAUCGGCGGUGAAUCGUUAGAUACAUCGAACUUUGUUUUAUAUAUCGAUGAAAACAAAGCAAGAUUCAUCGAAGUACCCUAUGAAUUCAUGAAACAACGGAUCCAGGAUCAGAAAAUGUGGCGUCGAUGGUCAAUCAUGCUAAGUGUUCUAUGUUUCGUAUUCUUGGUCAUUCUAAUCGCUUAUCUUAUUCAUAAUUUUCGCACAUUAACCGGCCCGUUCUCUCUCUGUCGGAAGAAUGUUAAUGAAAAUCAAUCGGAUGAUAAAAUCAAUUCAUCGCAUACGAUCGAUUAUACUCAAACAAAUAAUCUUUCCAUGUACAAAACAGCAAUCGAUCCUCGUCAGGUUGUUUCCUUUCAAACUAUUCAUGAUGAAGAAUAUCUAAGCCAACAAGGGCCGUUUGGUUUGAUACAUUUCGAAAAAAACGAUACAUAUAUAGAUUGGGUACGCAUACCUGAAGAGAAUUAUAAACAAUGGAUUUAUGCGUUGAAGUUUUGGCGCACGUGUUCAAUUGCAAUCGGCCUGUUAUCAUUCGUUUUCGCUGCUCUGGUUCUUGCCUAUGUUAUUCAUGGUUUUCGUACAAAUUCCGCUGGUCCGUUCAGUUGUUUGGGCGAAGACGUCUCGAAUGAGAAAUUAGAUUUAUCACCCGGAAACAUCCCGGCUAAUCUUCAACAAUUAGCAUUACAACAUCAGUUAAGACUAGCACAACAGCAAGAACAAGAUGCACAACGACAAAAAUAUGAAGCCGAACGACGUCUAUCAGCAAUGUAUCGAAAUCCAACCACAUCGGCGUUGUUAACCACUCAAACACCGAUAAAAACUUAA
Adineta ricciae is the source of this 1020-nucleotide messenger RNA. The record is from the annotation of a GenBank genome assembly. NCBI's taxonomy places the organism in Eukaryota, Metazoa, Rotifera, Eurotatoria, Adinetida, Adinetidae.